Cylas formicarius (sweet potato weevil) is the source of this 583-nucleotide messenger RNA. RefSeq lists its product as uncharacterized. Bases 98 to 421 code for a protein of 107 amino acids. The record is from RefSeq and is a predicted model, not a curated record. The transcript has 2 exons. Lineage: Eukaryota; Metazoa; Arthropoda; Insecta; Coleoptera; Brentidae.
UUGGGCUUGGACAAGUCACAUGAUUCAUGGAUCGACACCGCGAAUAUCCUAUAAAUUUCUUCUAUUAUUUUUGAUUUUGUGAGCGUCCGAGACAGACAUGGAACAAAUUGUGUUGCCGGAUAAUUUUUUAAAUUUAUUGCAAGAGAAUGGUUUGAUGGGUCCACCAACAGAUAUUCCAAAACCACAAGGAGAAUGGUUCGAGGCGUUCAAAGAUGACAACGAAAAAAGGAUAGUUUGUGAGGCGUUCAAUUUGAAAAACAAUUUGGAAAAUCAGCUGAUGCAAUGUGAAGAAGGUAUCCAGCAGCUCGAAACUCAGAUAGCAGUUGUUCAGGCCGAUCUCCAAAUACUGCGCUUACGUGUGGAAGAAUACAAAGCAAAAAUCGGAUAUUUCCAAAAUUUGGCUCCAGGACAUAUUGUAUAAAAAUGAAAAAAUAUUCAGUAACUGUAUUUUGAUAUAAAAAUAAAAUCGCGUUAAAAUAUUUUCAUUUUAUUUCAAAUGUUAGCCAGGACGCUUUUGGUCAGAUUUAAAUUAGGUCUAAAAUAUCUAUGGAACAGCUCUCGAACAGGUCUAGGACAGCCUUAA